AUGGUCGCUACUAGUAUCAACUACGCAGCGUUUUCUGGGAUCCAUUCGACUGCAGCUGCUAUCGUGUUUGCUGCCGUAUAUGCUCCCCUCGGCCUGUGGUUCAUCCGCCAGUCGAUCAAGAAUACGACGUAUGUUUACAUCGUCCUCACACUCUUUUGUAUCAUGAGAGAAGCGGCAUUCGUUCUUCGGGCCAUAAUGGCGAACUCAGCUGGGGCAGGCUCGAACCUCAGCAUGUUCAUCGCAGAUCAGGUUCUUUUUGGUGUCGGGUUCUUUGCACUGCUUUAUAGUGCAUACUCCCUUGUCCUCGACCGCCACGUCCUUGCAGGUGGAGAGCCACCUUCCGCGACAACCCCCAGCGUCUUCCGCAACAGCCAUCUUUUCCGCAUCGCGCUCAUGGCGGGUGUUGCCAUCGGCAUUGUGGCCACUAUCGACACAACCAGCUCGAACCCCCACAGUGCUUCAACAGGCCGCACCCUCCGAAAAGUCAGCACGGCCAUUUUCUUCGUCCUCACUGUCAUCCAAGCAGCGCAAACGAUUUGGUUCUUCAGAGAAGCCGAUGCUGUCGCCGGCGGCUAUUCUAACCGUCGGAAAUGGGGCGACCGAAACGGGCGCUAUUUGCUGGUUCUCAUCGCCGUUCUCCUGCUCGUGCGCGAGGUCUUCCUGAUCGCGACGAUUAACGACACGGCGAAGCAGAGCAGAGAGGAGCUGUGGUACCCGCUCGUCGCGCUUCCCGAGCUUUUGGCUGUUGUGUGCUAUGCCGUUUCGGGGCUCGUGCCAACAAGGGUCGCGAUAAAGAAGAAGGACGCCGGUUUCAAUUGA
Mycena indigotica is the source of this 819-nucleotide messenger RNA. RefSeq lists its product as uncharacterized. Lineage: Eukaryota; Fungi; Basidiomycota; Agaricomycetes; Agaricales; Mycenaceae. The transcript is spliced from 4 exons. Bases 1 to 819 code for a protein of 272 amino acids. The record is from RefSeq and is a predicted model, not a curated record.